CCCGCGUGCCCUGCUCUUCCUCUCCCCCGACCCUCUGCACCCGACGAGCUCCCCCGUUACCGCCACCCAUUUUCCGGCAGGAAAUCCGGCAAAGCUUGGGGAUUUCUCCCUAUUUUCUUGUCUUAGAACACCUGUUGAACCCAGAAAAUCUCAGAUCUGCGUCUUCCUCCCUCUGCUGUCCGUCGGCUGCUAUGUGGGUGUGAGGUUUUUGGGCUUUUUCUGCCACGAGUUCCCCUGCAGAAUUUCUUCUUCUCUGUCGUCGGCUUCUACCCCCUACUAGGCUCGGUUUUGCUUGCUAAAUUCUGGUAAGUAGCCGUCUUUUCCAAGCUUAAAAUGACCCAUUUAAUGGCUGGGUUUUGUCCAUUAGUUGAUGCUCUGUGUUGUCCGAAUCUGCUGGGAUACCAUCGUGUAAAUGGAAUAUGGAUUUUAGAUAUAAAUGAUGAUCUUGUAAGCGAGAUUUUAAUUGGAGAUCGUAUAAAUUCAUUUAAUGGAUUGUCAGAUGUGAAUUUGAAUAAGUUUCGAGCGUUGUGCAUUUGUGGGACCCGUCUCACGAGUGCACGGCGUCUGUCGCGUCUCGGAUUUGGGUUCUGGGGCAAAAGAAAGGAGAAACUAAGAGGAGAUAGUUUGAGGAGGAAGGAGAAGAGGUUAUGGGAGAAAUGCAAUAUCUUCACACAUUUUGGUUAGUAUUUAUGAUUGAAUUGCAAUGGGAAAAUGUCGGACCCACAUGAUAUUCCAUCAAAUUAGAUUCCCUACAUUUUUUUGGUCAAGCACACUAACCGAAAAUUAUUGGAAAAGCUGACCUGCAAAAAAUAGAAAUUUUUAGUCCAUUAUUUAGAUCAUUUUUCCUGAUUGAAAUAUAGCCAUAUCUCUGAAUUAGCAUCAACUCUGGUCAAAUUAGUUACUCCAUCAUAUUUGAAUCAAACUUCUUAUCCCUGAAUUAGCAUCAACUCUGGUCAAAUUAGUCACUCCAUCAUAUUUUAGUCAAACUUCUUGACUGAAAUGGUGAUGAAAAGCUUACCAACAAUUGAAGAACACUGUGCACUACCCUAUUUUGGUCAAAUUGAAAGACCGAAAUAGAAUGAAGAACAAAAUCGUGACUUGCCUCAUGUUAUAUUGGCUCAAUUGUUUAGUUCAGACAUAAAAUUGACCGAAUUGUAAAUAUUUUAUGUUUUUCAUUAAUAUUUAAUAUUAAAUAUACUACAGAUUUUUUU
This is a messenger RNA of Rubroshorea leprosula, 1211 nucleotides long. NCBI's taxonomy places the organism in Eukaryota, Viridiplantae, Streptophyta, Magnoliopsida, Malvales, Dipterocarpaceae. The record is from the annotation of a GenBank genome assembly.